This is a messenger RNA of Daucus carota subsp. sativus, 594 nucleotides long. Its product is annotated as protein FAR1-RELATED SEQUENCE 6-like. NCBI's taxonomy places the organism in Eukaryota, Viridiplantae, Streptophyta, Magnoliopsida, Apiales, Apiaceae. Gene Ontology annotation, molecular function: zinc ion binding. The record is from RefSeq and is a predicted model, not a curated record. The transcript has 2 exons. Bases 1 to 594 code for a protein of 197 amino acids.
AUGCACUCAGCGGUAUCUGUCAAGCGGAGUACUAAUGAUGUCGAGUGUAGUUGUAAGUUUUUUAACCGCUAUGGAUAUUUGUGCUGUCAUGCCUUUGCGGCACUGCAGCAAUGUGGCAUUCAUACAAUCCCACGUCAAUUCAUAAAAGCCAGGUGGACAAAAGAUGCAUUGAAAAAUCAUACCUCCAUAGGCUCGCUUGAAACUCCAUCAAAUUGUGACAAGCCUGAGCGGACAAAAAUCAAGCUUACCAGAGCAUGGUUCGAGUUCGAGAGCUGUUUGGACUUGGUUGGCGACGAUGAGGACAAGUUGGAUAUGGUGAUGUUAAUGUUGCGAGAUAUGGAAUCAAAGUUGCAGAAUGAUUCUGAACAAGACGACGAACCAGGUCAGGCACACCGUGCUGAUGCAUUUAUAGGUCCUUUACCCCUUAAUGAGGAAGGCCUUCGGAAUCCUAAUAUCAGCAAGAACAAAGGUUCUGGCUCGCGCAUUAAAAGUACUCGAGAGAUUUCUAUUCAGUCUAAGGGACAACGUACAUGCAGCAUUUGUAAUAAAACCGAAGGACACAAUGCGCGAACGUGCCCCACUCUAAAGAAAUAG